Molecule: messenger RNA, 768 nt
Organism: Heterobasidion irregulare TC 32-1
Lineage: Eukaryota; Fungi; Basidiomycota; Agaricomycetes; Russulales; Bondarzewiaceae
Exons: 5
Coding region: 1-768 (255 amino acids)
Source: RefSeq, a predicted model, not a curated record
AUGUAUGGAGGGUAUUGGGGUAAUGUAUCCGGAACAGUCGGUCUUUCCUGUGCCCAACACAUGUUCGUGUUGCCGGGGGGAGGGGUAGACCUACAAAAGGGGGAAAGAUUUGCCAAUGUUGAUUUUGCGAUGGCAUCUGGCUUGAAGCGUUGGAUGGAACUGCGCUUGCACGUCUCAGGCUACGACAUCAAUUAUCAGUAUUGGAUCCACUUCGACAAACAAAUGGCAUGGAUGGGCGAUCACACAGGGCACCUUCCAGCUGUAUCCAGUGUUACGACGCAAACAAGUUUGUGCCUUGGCAGGAAAGAAAUAACUAUAAAAGAACAGGAAAUUGAGGAACAAGCUCCAUCAUCUUUGAAUGAGCCACCCAUGAUGUCAAUCCCUCCUGCUGAAGAUGGAAUUCGACUGCCACCUAUUUUGGCUGGAGGAGUAUCAAUAGAGGUCUGUGUCCUUCCUAGAAAAGAGGGGAUUUGGUUGGAAGAUGGGGUUUCAGUGGAUGUGAUUGAAAGAAAUCCAGAUGGCAACUACGAGUUUACAACUAUUGUUCUUUCCAAAACGGUCUGGCAAGAUGAUCAUAUUGCCGUCUUUGGUGGAGCGGGCAAUGAGCAGCAGUUCAUAGUGGUGACAUCUACUUUCUGUGUCAACUCUCCUCCCCCACUUGGCUAUGCAAUGUAUCACAUGUUUGGUGAGUACAUUCGAGCUCUCUUCAGCUCUAACCGCAAACAUGUUCCCGCAUCUGAUGGCAAUAUCUUGGAGAUUGCGAGGUGA